CCAUUUCAAAUCUGUCUCUCUCUCUCUCUCUCUCCCCAUAAUUAACAUGCAUGCUCAACAAAUUCACUUCAACCACUUUUUCAAAUCUCUUGUCCCUCCCCCUCCAAGAACAUUAUAAAUCAAUAACGUUGUUACAGCCAGCACCAUCCAUCAAGCACAAAAGAACAAGAGCUUGAGCUGGAGCUCCUAGCAUAGUACCAUGGCCGCCAUUGCUGCAAUUCUGAGCUCACUGAUUGUCUUCUCACUCGCUGCUCUGGGAAACGCGCUGAGUAUGAAUUACUACCAAAAGACAUGCCCCAAUGUCGAUGCAAUCGUCACAAAAGCAGUCAAAAGCGCCAUGGCACAGGACAAGACAGUGCCGGCUGCGCUGCUCAGGAUGCAUUUCCAUGAUUGUUUCAUCAGGGGAUGUGAUGCUUCUGUGCUGUUAAGUUCAAAAGGGAAGAACACUGCGGAGAAAGACGGGCCGCCUAAUGUUUCUCUGCAUGCCUUUUUCGUCAUUGACAAUGCCAAGAAAGAACUAGAAGCAUCCUGCCCCGGUGUGGUUUCUUGUGCUGACAUCUUGGCUUUAUCUGCCAGGGAUGCAGUCAUGUUGACUGGAGGACCUUAUUGGGCUGUGCCUAAAGGAAGAAAAGAUGGAAGAACAUCAAAGGCGAGUGAAACAAUACAAUUGCCAGCUCCCACCUUCAAUUUUUCUCAGCUUCAGAAGAGCUUCAACCAAAGAGGUCUCUCCUUGGACGACCUAGUUGCCCUCUCAGGUGGUCACACUCUGGGCUUUGCUCAUUGUUCAUCAUUCCAGAACAGAAUCCGCAACUUCAGCCCCACGCAUGAAAUUGACCCUUCAAUUCACCCAUCCUUUGCAGCAAGCUUGAAGAGCGUUUGCCCGGCUCACAACGCCGCCAAGAAUGCUGGCGCCAACAUGGAUCCUUCUUCAACAACCUUUGACAACAAUUACUACAAGCUAAUCAUGCAAAGGAAAGCCCUAUUCACUUCAGAUCAAGCUUUGAUUGAUUUUCCAAAGACAAAGGGUCUAGUAUCCAAGUUUGCUACCUCAAGGGCAGCUUUCUACAAGGCCUUUGUGAACUCCAUGAUCAAGAUGAGCAGCCUCACAGGAGGUCAGGAGGUCAGAAGGAACUGCAGGGUGGUCAAUUAGUAAACUCAAUCAUAUUCCUUCUAUUCUUAAAGUUUAUUUAGCUGGAGUGUAAUAAUAGUUAUGUUGUGUCCUUCGUUUGAGAACCAUAAAUCAAGUGGCUGCCUCAAUGUAACAAAGUCAAAGCAGUAUAAUAUGAAAUGUAUGUAGAUGUUCUUAGCGCUAGCUUCCAA
This is a messenger RNA of Diospyros lotus (date-plum), 1320 nucleotides long. Its product is annotated as peroxidase 64. The coding region runs from base 200 to 1150 and encodes 316 amino acids. Gene Ontology annotation, biological process: response to oxidative stress; hydrogen peroxide catabolic process. The record is from RefSeq and is a predicted model, not a curated record. Lineage: Eukaryota; Viridiplantae; Streptophyta; Magnoliopsida; Ericales; Ebenaceae. The transcript has 4 exons. Gene Ontology annotation, cellular component: plant-type cell wall; plasmodesma. Gene Ontology annotation, molecular function: heme binding; peroxidase activity.